Pseudopodoces humilis (Tibetan ground-tit) is the source of this 1745-nucleotide messenger RNA. RefSeq names its product RAS like estrogen regulated growth inhibitor (gene RERG). Lineage: Eukaryota; Metazoa; Chordata; Aves; Passeriformes; Paridae. The record is from RefSeq and is a predicted model, not a curated record. Gene Ontology annotation, molecular function: GTP binding; GTPase activity.
GCAGCCCCUCCGCACUGCGCGGCCCCUCCGCGGUCCCUCCACACUCCUGGGUCCCUGGGUCCCCUGCGCUCUGCAGUCUCUCCGCACUCUGCAGUCUCUCCGAACUCCGCGGUCUCUCCGAACUCCGCGGUCUCUCCGAACUCUGCGGUCCCUCCGCACUGCGCGGUCCCUCCGGGGCCGCGGCGCCGAGCAGCGCGCAGAGAGGCUCUGCAUUGACGUCACAAUGACACGGUGAAGCUGAAGGCAGGAGCUGGGAGCAGUUCUUCUGCUUCACUUUUGGUGACUGAGAGAGUUUGCCAGCACUGUGUUCCUUCCAGCAUGGCCAAGAGUGCAGAGGUGAAGUUGGCGAUCUUCGGUCGAGCUGGCGUGGGCAAGUCAGCUCUCGUGGUGCGCUUCCUGACCAAGAGGUUCAUCUGGGAGUACGACCCAACGCUAGAGUCGACAUACCGUCACCAAGCUACCAUUGAUGAUGAAGUGGUUUCCAUGGAGAUACUAGACACAGCUGGCCAGGAGGAUGCCAUUCAGAAGGAAGGACACGUGCGAUGGGGCGAGGGCUUCGUGCUGGUUUACGACAUCACGGACAGAGGCAGCUUCGAGGAAAUGCUGCCGCUUAAGAACUUGCUGGAUGAGGUUAAAAAGCCCAAAAACGUCACCCUGAUCCUGGUGGGGAACAAAGCAGACUUGGAUCACUCCAGGCAAGUCAGCACGGAGGAAGGUGAAAAGCUGGCCACGGAACUUGCUUGUGCUUUUUACGAGUGCUCUGCUUGCACAGGAGAGGGGAACAUCAUGGAGGCCUUCUACGAGCUCUGCCGGGAGGUGCGGCGCCGCAAGAUGGUCCAGGGCAAGACUCGGAGGAGAAGCUCCACCACCCACGUCAAGCAGGCCAUUAAUAAGAUGCUCACCAAAAUCAGCAGCUAAAAAGGAGCUGUCCUGAGGCAGAGGAGCAUUUUAGAGGGUAUUAGCUUGGAGUAGGGAUGGGGCAAGCAGAGCGCGUUUAGCGAGAAAUGGUCAAAUCUUUGCAAUGAGGGAAAAAAAAAGCACCAAAAAGACAAAUGCCACCACUUUUUUGAGUAACACAUACUAUUUUCUUGUUUUGAAAUGUAUUUAGCCACGCUGCUUCUGACUAAUGUGGGGGAAAAAAAAACACCAAGGAAAAAAAAAAAACAACAAACACCAAAUGAACUCCAAAGGACCAGACAAUUGUGGGGAUUGGCAACCAAGAGAGAAUCUUCUGCUUCUACGUGGCUAGCUCCAAUCCCCUGCAAGUCAGUAGUGCCUAAACAUCAUUUCCAGCCAGCCAGCUGCCCAGUAGCCAUUGGAAAGUAAGAUUCAGCCCUCAGUCCAUCAAUAACCAUCACAACUGCUGUUCUCCAGGACUGAAUAUGUGUAGAGGCUGCUGUGCUGAAUCAGAAAGUUCACCUGAUACCUUCACCAGCUCUAAGUUGUUGGCUCAUUGUAUGCUUUCACUCCUUCCUUGUUAUUUUUGUCAAAUCCAUGAGUGUUGAUGUUCUCAGCAAGGUAUGCAAAAAAUAUGGGAAAGGUCUAUUUCCUGGUGUGUUUAGUCAGCUAGACACACAUUUCAAGAGAGCUGGAGUUCCAGCUGCUCUGAAAGUGCAGAAUUCUCCAGAAAUAAUCAGCUAGUCCAGCAGCAUUUCAUCAUUUCUCCCUCAAAGUGCAGUACUGUGCUUGGGGAAGUGGGAGAAGAUGUGUUGGGAAAUCAAACUGAAAAACAGCAAAAAAAAAGA